Molecule: messenger RNA, 3005 nt
Organism: Onychostoma macrolepis
Lineage: Eukaryota; Metazoa; Chordata; Actinopteri; Cypriniformes; Cyprinidae
Gene: pik3r6a
Product: phosphoinositide-3-kinase, regulatory subunit 6a
Exons: 6
Coding region: 104-673 (189 amino acids)
Source: RefSeq, a predicted model, not a curated record
UCAGCAACGAGAACCGCUUGAUCCGCCGCAUUAUUUUAGCGAGCUCUCUUGCUUUGCCUUUCUCAACUAAGUCAGGACAUUCGUGUAAGAUUAGGCUUCAGUGAUGGAUGAAAAGCGCAGAGCAUCCUGUCAGUAUGGAUCCCUGGAAUGCACGAAAUGGAAAACAGAUGUGGACCAAACAGAGGCAGAUGUGGUCUCAAUGGCAGACUCUACUAUCACAGUGGGGGACAUAGAGGGGGAACUCUAUAAGAUUGAACGGAUCAGAGACAUUUUGAUCAGGAGGGAAUCUGAGCUAAGAUACAUGAUGGAUGAUAUCCAGUUAUGUAAAGAAAUUACAAGACUGAAGAAAGAGCUUCAAAAGCUUUUGUCUAUCCCAGAUAAUGACAAGUCUAAUGAAGACAAACAGAAGGAGGAAGAGCUUCUGAAACAGAUUCAUAAAUUAGUGGAGGCCAGAGACUUCUUAGUAGAUGACGUGGAGUUUGAGCGUCUCAGGGAACGGGAGGAGGACAAAGAGAUGGCUGAAUUCCUUAAGUCCAAACUACCAAAAACCAAGAGUGUUGCUCGCAGUGGGAGAAGUCUGCCCAGAGCCCAGCAGAACUCUACUCCAUUUGUAACCAAGACAGGCCUCACUUUGCUGAAAGAGUGCUGUGGAUUCACCUGCUCUAUAAUGUAAAAGACGCACUUUCGGCAGUGUCAGCCAGGAACACAAUGCAAUUAUGGAGCCUUGGAUAAGGAUGACCUUUUAAUGACACCAGGAGACUCAAAUGUGAACCAACACUAGAGGUUUCUGAAAGACAAAGCUAUGAAGUUGUCUGUUAAGGAAUAGCAGUUUAUGCGUCACUCUUAUAUAUUUUUUUUCUUAUUUUUCCACACCCAUUUGCUUGCUUUCUACCUAACUCUCAUUUUUUCUUUGAAAAAUCCUGUUUCAUUGUAUUACAGAGAAAAUGUUGUACCCUCUCAAGGGUCCUGCUGUCAGCAGCUCAGCUGGUUUGCUGUCAUUCCCUACCCUUAUCUUUUCCCUCAUGAGACAUUGCUACAGCACUGCAGUGCCUGUGACUUCAUCAUCCAUAAAUGCUCAAGUUUUAGUAGAGGUUCCAUUUAGACUGUUGUGUCUUAGCCAAGCCAGGCUCAUUGGAAAUGUGUGCUUGUGGCAACAUUUAUGCGAAAUAACAUUAUGUUGCUUCUUGCAUUGUUUCAGAACACAUUGAAAGUCAAAUGUUCCAGUGAGUGGUGCUAACUGGACAUUCCUUAUUAUCCAAAACAGAUGAACGUGAAUCUGGCAAUGUUUUAUUAUGCUGGUUUUAAUACUUAUGGUGGCAGUUUGGAAAUUAAAUGUCGGUGAGUGGCAUUAAAAUGUGAAAAAUAACGUACCACCUACACUAAACCCUACCCUAUUCCAAUAGUAUUAACAAAAAGCAAACAUGAGAUAAAAACACUGAAGAAACAAUGCAAUUUUAGCUCGCUUCUAUAAGUCUUUGAAAUCAUUUAUUGUGAUUGUGUUUCACAGGACUCGUACCCAAGUGCUCCACAUUGCCAAUGCAAUGCUGUACCAGGUGAGCUAAUGAGCAAGUUUACUAUGCCAGAAAGGCCAUACAUAUGAAGUUGAUUAUAUGAUUCAAACAUCAAAAUGUAUUAGUUUACACAGUAUUGUUCAAGGAACCUUGCGCAAGACUUUAUUAAUCAAUAAUCUGCCCCCUUAAUCAUAAUUUGUGUAAAAAGGAAUAAAUGGUUUCAGUGUUUUACUGCUUUAUAUUUCUGCUGGAAACUGCAGUGCAUUUUCCAAUGAGCCUGGGUUGGUCUUAGUCCAUGUACAGUGGCUAAUGAGAUGUUUGCGCCACUGGUUGAACAAUUAAGCUAAUUUAGUUAUUUUAUUGUAUUACAACAAUUUCCAUAAUUGACAAUAUAACAGUUUUCUCAGCAAAUAUAUUCACAGGAGCACAGGCGCUUGCACGAAAAAAAUUAAAUAAAUGAAGAACAUUUCAUUCGGGUGAACAUCAUCUAAUAGAGCCACACACCAGGAGCCUGUCCUUUCCACAGCUUGAAGUCCAGCAUGUCUCACAGUGCCAAAGCAUGUUGUUUAUGUUCUCUGGUGAAGUGCUUUCAACAAUUUCAAGGGCUCUUCUCUGUGGAGGCAAGGCUCCAUAGCAACCAGCGCAUUGGACAAUUAGUCUUUAGUCGCUUUUAGUAGCUAAAAAUGUUGUUAAUCAGGAGUCAAUUCACACAUUUAUAGAGUGUAUCUGUAGAUGAUAAUGGAAAAGAUCAACAUGCCAUUGUGGCUAGGUGAACCUAUGAAUAAUACUAAACAUUUUGGAUUUUGUUUGCAUAAGUGCAGGACUCUACUAAAAUUUAUCAAUAAUUCAACUAAUCAGCUUUGACCCUGAAUGCAAUUAUGCUUAUCGGUUUAUUCAUUUUAUGUUGCAGGUUUAAUUAUGGUAUUAAGCAUCAUGAGGCAUUGUGGUAAGGAGCCUUUUAAUUAGUAUGUUAGACUGCUGCGGCCCACAGCCCUCAGCGGUGAGCAUUGUGAGUGGAAACCCCUGUUGACUCUAGUCUUAGUGAGUAUUUAUCGCUAGUUAAAGGUCAUUCCUGUCGCUCAUACGUUAAUUACCUGACUGCAGUCUGUCUCUUCUGAGUGGACUGCUCACAUCUGCUCAUUACUCUGAAGGGUAUGUUUCUCAAACAUGAAAUGAGCUGAUUUUGUUUGCAGAACUUGAAAAUUUCCAUUUGCUUGUAUCUUGUACUUUUUAGUUUACAUAUGAAUAUGAUCAAAUGUGCCAUUGGGGUAUUAUUAUAUACUGAAUUGUGAGAUUUCUUCAUGUUUUCCCUUUGUAUGUAAAGUCUCUGGACAAAAUUGCACCUAAAAUCAACCUGAUCUCAUGGGAAAUUUUACGGAAACAUACAAUUUUAAGGGGGAAAAACCUAUCACCUAAACCUAAACCUAAAAACAUCUUUAUAUAAAUGAGAUAUGAGAUUUAUAUAAAUUAAAAAACUGAGUGUGUUUUGUCAUC